AUGUCAACGUUGGUGAAAGAGAAUAAGCAACAGGAACACUUGACUAUGACUGCACGAUUAAAAUUAUUAACGAGGCAAUAUGGCGCCUCCGCAAUAUCUGUCUACUUUAUUAUUUCUACAAUCGAUUUAGGAUUGACAUUCAUUCUGAUCCAAUCUGGUGGAUCUGAACGAGUGAAAAUGAUCGAAAAUUGGUUCACUGAAACAUUUGGGGCCUGGAUCGUACUGAAAAAAAAGAAAUUCCAACGUAAAGAGGAUGAUUCAAAGACGACUGUUAUAAAAGAAAACUCACGCGAAGAAUAUAUACAUGAUCAACCCAAAGACAAUGGCACCCGACAUUCUCCUUCAUGGGCGAGCACUUUUGUUAUCGCGUAUGGUAUUCACAAAAUUUUGUUUCCUCUUAGAUUAGGAUUGACAGCUGCAAUAACUCCACCAUUAGUUAGAAAAUUGAGGAAGAUGGGAUGGAAUAUCGGAAGAUCAAAUAAAAUUCAAUA
Molecule: messenger RNA, 491 nt
Organism: Cetraspora pellucida
Lineage: Eukaryota; Fungi; Glomeromycota; Glomeromycetes; Diversisporales; Gigasporaceae
Source: the annotation of a GenBank genome assembly